CUGAAAUAAGCAAAGAACUGUAGAAGCCUUCGGCAAUUGAAGACCAGGCCCUGCGUGGACCACUGACCUCACCGCAGUCCAGGGCCAACCGGCCAUGGCAACCUCCGUCUAGGAUUCUAGGGCCGCCAGCACCGCACGUGCGUCCGCAUUCCGCCAGUCCGCACCAGCCACCGGCGCACCACGACUCUGCGGUCUACGGCCUCUGCUGCUCACAGCUCACUGCCGUUGAAGGCCUGAAGCCGUGACCCCAGUAGUCCAGUGAACUGUAAAGCAGCCAAGCAGUUUCAAACUCCCUUUUCAAAGCUUGAAGUUUUCUGGAUCCACCCUCGCGGAGCAUUGAUACUUCGUCUUCUGGACUCAUACUGCGUUUGCUAGUCACUGAGUCUGUGAUGUUGGAGGCUUGAGAGUAUGCUUGCGAGUGAGUUUCCCGUCCGCCUCAGUGAUUAAGCUAUUCUCGUCCUCUGUUUAGAAUGGCAGUGGCGUUGGAAGCCAAAGAUGCGAUAGAAUGGUCUUACAAGGGAGAAGGAGGCGCCAAUCUGAUUCUUUCCUACUGCGGAAGAUCUCCUCAAUUUGUUGGCAAAGUUUUGAGGGUACAAAAGGUUCCAACAAAUGGGUCGGAAUGUCAAAGUGGUCAUCUAGGCUUAACUAUGCAUGAAAGCCAUCUUUGGAAAGAUGUCAAAGACCUUGUAUCUGCCCCUACAAGGGAAAUUGCAGGGCACUUCUUUGUCCAACAUGUGAUGCGUCCAUUAUUGGGUGCUAAACAUGUUGAUGCUGGGGUUCACAUCAUUGUAUCCAGAGAAUUUUUGGAAACAGUUGAAAAGAAUGCUUUUUAUGUACGCCCCUCUUGGCGGGUAGAUGCAACUAAAGUAAAUUUCUUGAGUAGUUAUGCUAUUCUGAUGCCCGAUCAUUCAACAUUCCCCCAUGUUGCACCUAAAGAACAUUGCAUAUGUGUUGAGAUAAAGCCCAAAUGUGGAUUUGUUCCAAGUUCUGAAUUUAUUUUAGAAAGAAAUGCUGUUAAAAGGAGAACUACUCGUUUCAAAAUGCACCAGACUCUGAAGUUUGUUCAAGGCAAGAUAUCAUAUAUAAGUGAAUAUGAUCCCCUGGAUAUGUUUUCUGGGUCCAAAGAAAGAUUGGAUAAAGCAAUGAAUGAUCUUUUAUUGACCCCACAAAAUAACUUCCGAGUUUUUCUGGAUGGUUCUCUCAUAUUUGGCGGUCUGGGUGGUGUUGCGGAACCUACAACAUCUAAAGUUUGUGAGGCAUUGGAAGAUGCACUUAAGAAUAUAAUUUUGGCAGAAGAAGGGAUGCGUACUAAUUGUUUUCUUGAGCUCAUCUCUGAGGCAGUUUUAAGUUCAGGAGUACUAAAUAGACUUCUUGAAGUCCAGAAGCUUGACGUUUUUGACAUCGAGGGUGCAAUUCAUGUGUAUUAUAAUUUUAUUUCACAGCCCUGUAUGGUAUGUAGAGAAUUGGGCAGCAGCUUUUCAAAAAGAUAUGACACCUUGCAUUCUAUUUCAAUGGAGGAAAGUGGGAAGAUAUUGAGGGACUUUUUAAUAGCUACUACUGCGAAGGACUUGGGUGUGAUGAUUAGCUUCAAACAUCAGGAAGAUGGGAAAGGGGAGUCUUCAUAUAAUCAUGUCUCCUUAAAGUCAACCAAUCAAAAUUUUGAUUACAAGGUAGCUUUCAUUGAUCUGGACCUGAAGCGUUUGGAUAAGAUGGAAUUUUACUAUGAGUUGGAUCAGAAGAUUGUUAGCAGUUAUUUAAAGAUGGUAAAUGCGGAAAGCCUUGGCAGAAUGCCUCAAUUGGACACACCAUGAUAAUAAUGUGGUUGGAGAUUAAUAAAAAAAACUCAAGUAAGGAAUAAAUCAGGCUCUUCACAAUUCCACACCUACAACAUGUGAUAUUUAAACUACUGCCGCAAGUUUCCAUCUCAAGACUACAUCAGUUAUUUAUUUAUUUAUUUUAUACAAUUGGGUUUGAAGGUCAUUCUUUGCUAUUGAUACUUGUGAGGCCAAUAAUGCUUGAUCCUAUAUAUAAAUUCUUGAUUUGAGUAUGGUAUGUGGUAUGUACUAAAUUUGUAAUUUAUUUGAAUCGUUCUCAAAUCUCAAUCUGAGUAUGAUACAUGUUUAUUGUAAAUUUGUAAUUUAUUUGUAUCAUUUUCUCUCACAAGUGAGUUAUAAAUUUGUAAUUUAUUUGUAUCAUUUUCUCUCACAACUUCACAAGUGAAUAAUAAGCUUGUUACCAAUGUUAUGAAGCAA
Messenger RNA from Cuscuta epithymum, 2252 nucleotides. Lineage: Eukaryota; Viridiplantae; Streptophyta; Magnoliopsida; Solanales; Convolvulaceae. The record is from the annotation of a GenBank genome assembly.